Messenger RNA from Strongyloides ratti, 9870 nucleotides. Its product is annotated as Vacuolar protein sorting-associated protein 13D. Gene Ontology annotation, cellular component: extrinsic component of membrane. Gene Ontology annotation, biological process: protein targeting to vacuole; protein retention in Golgi apparatus; mitochondrion organization. The coding region runs from base 1 to 9870 and encodes 3289 amino acids. Lineage: Eukaryota; Metazoa; Nematoda; Chromadorea; Rhabditida; Strongyloididae. The record is from RefSeq and is a predicted model, not a curated record. The transcript is spliced from 3 exons.
AUGCUUGAAGGAUAUCUUGCUUCUGUUCUUAAUAGAUAUGUGGGAGAGUACUUAGAAGAUUUAAAUACCGAUCAAUUGUCAAUCGCAUUGUUAUCAGGACAAGUUGAAUUAGAAAAUGUGCCUUUAAAAAAAACUGCUUUGUCAAAAUUUGAUGUUCCUGUAGAUGUUAAAAGUGGUAUUGUUGGUAAGCUUUCUGUUACAAUACCAAUCACAGCUUUAAGAAGUGAACCAUGGGUUAUUAAAUUAAAUGAUGUCUUUAUAUUAUUGGGGCCUUCAGAAAGACAAUUUUUAGGUAAAGAUCAAGAAGAAAAAGAAAUUAAAAGAAAAGAAGAUUUGUUAAAAGAUCUAGAAGAAACUCACAAAAAAAUUAUUUUAAAAAAAGCAAAUUUAUUGUCCAAUGAAAAUGAAGGAAAAAAUCAAUGGUGGGGUACUUCUAUUUUAUCAUCUAUAGUAAAAAAUAUUCACUUAAUUAUAACAAAUAUUCAUAUAAGAUAUGAGGAUAAUAAAACAAUAUCUCAAGAUAUAAAAUUUAGUUUUGGUUUAAAAAUAAAAAAAAUAAAUAUUUAUACAACAGAUGAACAGUGGCAAAUGGGUUUUGUUUCUAGUGACAGUAAUAUUUUCUCAUAUAAAAAACUUAAUAUUGAUGGUGCCUCAAUGUAUUGGAAUACAUAUGAAAAACAGUUAUUAGAUGUUAAAACGUUAGAUGAAUUAAAAAAUUUUUUUUCGAGUCAAACUUUUAAUGAUAAUUCAAAUAUUAUCAAACCAUUUGAUCUAAAAAUUAAAAUUACAAAAAAUAAAAGUAAAUUACAUCUUAUCAGUGAAACAAAUCCAAGGUUCAAAUUUGAUAUACUUCAAAAAAAAAUGAAUAUUGAUAUUACUAUUCAUCAAUUAAUUCAAAUGAAGAUUCUUACAAAUGAAUGGAAAAGAUUUGAUCGUGCUAAAAAUUAUAGAAAGUGGAGACCAAAGAAUGAAAUUUAUGGAAAUGCUGUUUUAUGGUGGAAGUUUGCCAUUGGUAGAAUUAUUGAUAAUAUAAAAAAAAAAAAUUUAAGAAAUACAUGGGAAUAUGUUUUAUCAAAAACAAGAAUAAUAAAUAAAUAUUCAUUUUUAUAUAAAAAAAAAUUAAUAUUAUAUUUAAGAGAUGAAAUUAAAAAUAAUAAAAAACAAGAAGUAUUUAAAUAUUUUGAUACACUCAAUGAAUUUGUUGACCUUGAUGAAUGUAAGAAAGAAACAUUUUAUAUUAAACAGAUAGAAAGAGAUACUCAAAUGGCUUAUUCUACACUAAGUAUCUUACGAGAUUGUGUUUGCAAAAAGUUAAUAAAUAAUAUAGAAUUUUAUAUGAAUCUCCAAAAAAUUAAUAUUGAUAAAUGUCUUAUAGAUAAAACAAUUAAUGUUUCAGGAAUCAGCAUGGUGAAUGAUUUUCCUGUAAAAAUAAAUGGUGAAGUAUCAAGCACUAAUGAAAAUACUUCAAAUUUGUACAACUGGUUUGCGAGUUGGUUUCCAAAAGUAGAAAACAAUUACGAUAAAUCAAUUGAAAAAAAUGACAUUAUAAAUCUUAAUAAUGAUAAAAAUUUUCCAAUUUUUAAAUCACGCGAAUUACCAGCUAAUUUUAAAAAAGUUGAAAAAAAAAUGGAAGAAGAUUUGUUUGAAGCUCUUAAUGAAAUGUUAGAUGACUCUGCUAUUUUUGUGCGAGAUAAAAUUUUAGCUGUAUUAAGUGCUAAAGUGGAAGAUAUAUCUUUAAGAAUAUUUAUUGAUAAUUCUGAAAAUAGUGAUUGUAAUAUUUUUUUAGUAGAUUUAUCAAAAGUUUCUUUUGAUAUUCAGUUGUCAGCUCGUGAACAUAAGUCAACUAUUUUAUUAAAUGUUGGAGAUUUUAACAUUCAGUGUACAAAAAUUAGUUCUCAAGACCGUGAUCAAAUAUCAAUUUUGAAUGAUUCUAAUUACAAUGUUUUUAAUGAUACAAUUUUUAAUAGUUCUGCUCAAAUUUUAUUUACAAUUAGACGAUCAAAAAUAAAUUUGGAAGGAUAUAAUUUUAUCGAAAAAAAUAUUCCUUUGGUUUCAAUGACUUAUUCAAGAUUCUCUCCUAAGACAACUGUUUUUCAUAGUUUAAACGCAAAGUUUUGUCCUUUAUCUAUUAUUAUUGAUGAAUCAUCAAAAGAAAAUUUUUUAACUAUACUUAAUUUAUGUAGUUAUGAUGAUAGUAAUAUUAAAAAAUUUUAUGACAAUCAAAAUGAAGAACUUAUUUAUAAUCAGAAUAAUCAUUUUUAUUGUUCUAUUAAAAUUCCAUUAAUUGAUGUUAUACUUAAAACUAAAAAAAAAAAUUUAUUUAAUCAAAAUAUUAACAAUGAAAAAAGUGAAAUAUUUGUAACACUUGCUAUUGAGGGUGCUAGUAUUGGAGUUUCAAGAACAGAAGAAUAUUUAACUAAAUAUAAAAUUGGUAUUAGAAAUUUGUGUCUUCGAGAUUUUUAUGAGAAAAAAUUUUCCAAAUUACUUGAAGUAACAGAUCAUCAAAGUCAAUUCUCCAAUAGAAAAAGAUCAAAUUCUUUUCCUGGAAGUGCUUUGUCUUUAAUUAAAUUUAAAGAAGAAACCGAUUCUUAUUUUGAUAUUUCAAAUAAAUAUUCUAGAACUAUGGAUAAUGAAGAUAUUCAUAUACGAUAUAAAGGAUGUUUUAAUGAUAAAUUUUCUAGAUACACUGAAGAAGAUUUUGAAAUAUCAGAUAAUGACCAACUAAUAAUAACAAUUAUACACGUUCAAAGAAGUCAUCAUCAGUUUUCUUCACAUUACAAAGAAAUCGAGUACAAUAUCGAAAUGGAAGUUUCAUAUUUAGAUAUUGAGAUGAACCGAUUAACUUGGGUUAUUAUUCAAGACAUUCUCGGUUUUUUACCAAGAAAUUCAAAUAAAUCUGAAUCUUCUUUUAGCGAUGAUUGGGAACUUCAAGAAUUACUUAUACAAGGAUUACAUGAGUUAGAUCCAACUUUCUGUAUAAAAGAAGAGCAUUCAACAAAAAUGAGAAGUAUGACUGUAAAUGAAACAAAAAAUAAAACAAUGCUAUUGUUAUCAAAAAAUAUUCUUUUAAAUCUAAAUGUGCAAGAAAUAAAACUUUUGAUGAAUUUACCUAAAAAUGAAUAUUCUUUAGGUACUAUAUAUUCAGGCAAAGUACAAUUUAAUAUGAUCUUAGACAUAAAUAAUGAAGAAUUACCAAUAGAAAUGAUAUUAAAAAUGAAUUAUUUAAAAGUUGACAAUUUAAUACCUACUUAUAAUAAUUUAUACAAACAAGUUUUUUCUGUUGAAAAAAACAAAUCUCAUAAUAAUAAUGUUUCAUUCAUUGAAACUAAAAUUAUAAAAUAUAGAAAUUAUGAUCAUAAUUUAGAAAGGCCUUUUGAUAUAAAAAUAGAUGUGUCAAUUGAUGAAACAUUCAAAUUCGCCUACUUACACAUUCAUAAAUUUUUUGAUCUUGUUACCGAUUUUUGGAUUAAUUAUGUUGAUUUACUUGAUCAAUUUACUCAAGAAGAAAAUAGUAAUAUGUAUAAUAAUGGAAAUUUAUUAUCAAGAAUCUUACUUGAUUUUAAAAUUAAUUGUUCAGGUUUUGUUGUUUUGCCUUCAAAUCAAUUUUCUCCUAAAUGUAUUAUGAUGAAAAUGGAAAAAGUUGAAGUGUCAAACAAAUUUAUUUUAGCAUCACAAUUAAAAUACAUGGAUGAUUAUGACAUUAAUAGAAAUAUUUUACAGGAUAAUUAUGAUUGUCUAUUUGAUAAUAUUGAUAUAUUUGUAUCUGAUUUAGAAGUUUUUGAAGGAGAAAAGAUAUCAAAAAAUUCAAAAAUAUUUUCAAAUCGAGAAAAAUUUUUUGAUGGUUUAAAAGAUAUUUUUUUUAAUGUUAAUUUAAAAUCUAUUCUUAGUAAAAAAUAUCAAACAAAAAUUAUUUUUGGAAGAAAUUUAUCAAGUUUAGUAAGCCAAAAUGCACCUAAUAUGACGUCAGUUUUAUUAUUUGAAAACGUGGAUAUUACCUUAACAACAGAAUUUUACAAAUUAAUUCAGGCAAUUUUACAAAAUAAUCUUGGUGAUAAUAGAGAAUUUGAUGUAAAUAUUAUGCCAUUGAAAUACAAAAAUAAUACUUCAUUAAAUUAUUGUGAUGAAUAUAUAGAACAAUGUAUUAAUAUUUCAUCUAGAAUACAAUUUUCUAAUUCAAACAUCAAAUUAUUGGUACCAUCAAAUACAGUUAAUGAUUGGGAUCAUUUUUGUACAAUUUCUUGUGCUGAUGCUACUCUAAGUUUUGAUGGUUUUGUAAAAUUUCAAUGCGAAAUUAAUUUUACUGCAUAUUCUGUUGAAUUUUUUGAUACAAGAUUUAAUUCAAUUCAAAAUAACUUAAACAAAGAAAUAUUUUCAAAAUUACUUUAUCCAAAAAAUAAUGUUGAUAAUUCAAAGAGGCAAGCUAUUUGGGAGAUGCAUAUUUUUAAUAAAAAUUGUGACCCUCCUAUUAUAACUUUUGUCCUCCAAAAAACAAGGCUUCUAUUUUUACCAGAUUGGUUUUUAACACUUAAAGAAUUCCUUUUAUUAGAAGAUGAUUUUGUAUUUGAAGAUGUCUCUCAAAAUACUUCCAAAUUUAUAAAUAAUUUUGAAAAUGAUAAUAAUCAAUUAAGAAAAAAAAGUAUUUUUGAUAUGCAUAAUGUAAGACAUACAGUUACUAUGAAAGCACAACUUACAGAUUCUGAUAUUAUUUUUAUUGAGAAUUUUAAUGAUCCUAAGACUUUAGCUAUUAUAUGUUCUACAACUUCUGUCCUUCAGUUAAGUGAUAAAAUGGGAUUUAUUGAGGCAGAAUUAAUUAUACAAAAAAUGGAAAUUUCAUGGUGUAUAUUUGUUGAGGAAAAUGAUACUAUUUGUGUUUUAUCAACUCCAUUCAAUGUUGAAAUAAAAAUUGGUACAAUGUCAAAAAAUUUAUUAUCUAAUACUUUAAUAUCUUCUUCAUCAUAUAAUGACAAUUUUAAUCAAGAUUUAUUGGAGUAUUACAUUACAUCUAAAAUUGAUAAUUGUAGUUUUAGAUUAUCAUAUAAAGAUUCACUAGUAGUUAUGAAUGUUUUAAAUGGUUCAAUGAAAUUAUUUGAUACAUGUUUUUCUCAAUUACAUUGGGUACCAAUUCCUAAGGAUAAUGCUUUAGCUUUUAAUAUGAUAAAAAUUAAAAGUAUAAGUUGUACCUUAUCUGAUUGUUCCUUAUGGAUUCUAAAUGAUUUUGAUGAACCAACUUUGCCAAUAAUAAGAUUAUCAUCAGUCAAAUGGAAAGUUAUUUUUAUCGAGAAAAAAUUUACUUCAGAAGGAAUAUUAUCAAUAGAAUAUUUUAAUCAUAGACUUUCAGGAUGGGAACCUUUCUUAGAACCUGUUGAAAUAUCAAAUUUUAAUUUUGAAUAUCAAGAUAUAAAAUCAAUUUACAAUGAAUUUAAAGUUUCCCCAAAAAGUUGUAUGAAUUUUAACAUAACUACACAUUUGAUUCAACAAUUUAAAAGAUUUUUAAAAGAUUUUUCUCAUAUUAAGAAAACAGUUGAUACAAACUUUAGAAAUUUAUGUGGAAAUGGAAGACCUAAUAAUAUGUCUUAUGUAAUAAAAAAUAAACUUGGAUGUGUGAUGUAUUUUACCACAGAAAUAAAUAAAUUACUUAAUAAAGAUGAAAAAUGUCGAAAAAGUGUCAAGUGGUAUCAUGUUGAAGCUGAUCAAGAACUUUCAUUCUCUCUUCCUGUUGAUAGAAAUCAUUUAUAUGGUUCUGAUUGUACUGAUUACUCUAGGUUAGUUUUAUCAAUAGAUGAAUAUGAAGAAUUACAACCAAUUAAUAUUGAUACUGUAAGAAUAUAUAAUAUAAGUACCAAAAAAAGUAUAAAUAUAAAUCAAAAUAUAAAAUCAAAAUUUACAAAAUUAUUAGUUACUAUUAGUAUAGAUAAUAAUGGAAGAAAAGCUAUUGAUGUUAGAACUGCUUACUCAAUAACUAAUUAUCUUAAUGUACCUAUUUUAUUAAAAAUUGGAAAUUUUUUAAAUGAUGACAUAGAUUGGAAUGAUGUACGAAUAUUUCCAAAUCAAAAUUAUUUUAUUCCUCUUAAAUAUGUACAUUCAAAAAUAUAUUGUCAACCUAUAUUUAAUGAAGAAAAUUUAUCUUCUUCAUUUCCAUCAGAUUAUUUAGAAAUAACAUUAAAUGAAAAACAAUAUGAAGAAAAAAUUGUUCCUUCUUUAUUUAAAAAAUUUACUCAAGAUAAGAAAGAGAUUUAUGCUUUAUUAUCUAAAUAUUCAGAUGACAAAAUAUCUACCAAAAUAAUUCCAGGAUUAAAUAUUUAUAUUUAUCCACCAUUAUUUAUAAGAAAUCAAUUACCAACUGAUAUUUAUUGUAAUGUUAAUGGGCAAAAUAUUUUUUGUCAAGCUGCUGAUAUGAUAUCAUUGACAAAUAUUAAUGUUAAUGAAAAUGUAUCAUUAAAAUUUAUGACAGAUCGCCUUGAAUCUAUUAAUUUACUUGAAAUAUCAAGAAAUCAUAUUUUAAAAUUACAAGAUCGUCACUCAAAAUCAAUUGUAAUUAAAAUGAUAGAUGAAGUGAGAAGAGAAAUUAAUAUUUAUGCUGAUGUAUCUUUAACAAAAAAUGAAUCAAUUAUUAUUGUUCUUUGGGUACCAUAUUGGGUUGUCAAUAAAUCAGGAAUUCCUUUAAUUAUUAAAAAACAUGAAGCUUUAGAUGAUAUACCGGGUCAGUCAUUAGAACAUGAACAAGGAAAAGAUAGAAUUCCUUUAAUGGUAUCAUUUAAUGUUGAUGAUGAGAUACAAAAAUGUAAUUUAAGAAUUGGUAGAACAUAUCUACCUGAUAAAGAAUAUUUUCCUGAAUAUUCUGAUUCUUUUAAAUUGACACCCGGAGAACAGUCACUUGUUUUAUAUAUGAAACAUCAAAAUAAACCUACCCUAAUUUAUAAUGUUGGUAUUGAAGUUAGACAGGGAACAGGACGUUACAAAAAUACUCAAGUUGUAAUUUUUACUCCAAGAUAUUUAUUAAUUAAUCGAAGUUCUUAUAAUAUUUAUCUUAGUCAUGUUGAUGAUACUAAUUCAACAACAAAUAAUAUUUUAAAAUCAAAUUCAAAUAUAAUAUGGAAUGAAUCAUUUGAAGGUAAUAGAAUGAUUUGUAUUAAACGUCAUGAUGUUAAACAUUGGAGUCAACCAUUUAGAAUUGAUCAAGUUGGUUCUUAUUUUAUUACAAUGCGUGAUUAUGAUGAGACACCAAACUUUGUUAGAGCUGAAAUUACACUUAAUAAUGCACGAUUUUGUAUAACAUUUUCAAAUACAGAAUUUUAUCCACCUCCAAUACAAAUUAUUAAUGAUUCAUCUAUUCCGGUAUUAUAUCAACAAUUGACAAAAAAUUCAAUACCAAAUCAUUUGAAAUCUAUUUGUAAAGGGCAUACUAAAAUUGACUAUGCUUGGGAUUUUUUAUAUGAUCAAAAAUUAUUAACUCUUCAAGUUUAUAAUAACUCAAGUCAUUCAUAUGAUCCUUCUAAAUCAACAAUUGGACCAUCAUUAUGUUAUGAAAAUUAUUCAUUUAUCUUUUUAGAAUCAUCAAUGUCAGAGUUAGUCAAAUCAAAUACAUAUAAUAAUUUAAUUGAUGGUUUAGUUUUAACUGUAGUUGAUUCAAAUUAUAUAAAAUUAAUGCCAAUAAAAAAAAAUGGAAUUGAUUUAAAACAAUUAUGGAAUUUUAGUCCUGAAGGGGUAAUUGAAAGUGUUGGAGUAAAUAAUUUUGAACCAAAUUCAAGUAAUAAUUAUGUUUUAGAUCUUCAUUAUUCAGGAACUGAUUAUAAAUUAACCGUUAAAUUAAGACAAAAGUCUAGAAAUAAAACUCAAAUAUGGAAAUUUGAUGAAGAAGGUAGAUUUUCAUGUGGAAUUUCAAAUGGAUAUUUGGCUAGAAAUAUCAAAAAUUUCCUAGUAAUUAGUUCUAUUCAAAAUUAUAAUACUACUGAUAGUAUAUUUAAACGAAUGUAUCAAAAAGAAGGUACUGGUGUUCUUAAUGUUCAAUGUAGUCAUAUUGGUCCUACAUUAGUAGUAAGAAUUUUUUUUCCUGAUUCACAUCAUAUGAAUGAAUCUUUAGUCUCAAAUAAUAAUGAACAAAAGUAUGAAAUAAAUAUUCUUAUACCAAAUGGUAUAGGAUUUUCUUUAAUAAAUGCCUCUCAUGAAGAAUUAUUUUAUGGAAGAUUUAAAGGUGUAUACUUGAAUUUAAUAAAAAACAAUAAUUCAUAUAUGUGUAGUUUUAAUGUUCAUACUGUACAAAUUGAUAACCAAUUAAAUGAAACUCAAAAUUUUAACUUUUUUUUCUGUAAAGCUUCUAAAGAAAAAGAAAGGAUGGCUAAAUUUAAUAGUAAUUCUUCUUUAUCUCAAGAUCAGGAAAUAAUGUAUUGUUUGGCAUCACCAGCAAUGAAAAUUGAAUUAAAUUAUACAUUAAGAGAACAUUAUGAUUCUUUUGAAUGUUUUAAAAUAUUAUUUUCAAAUAUUGAUAUAAAUUUAGAUGAACAAUUGUUAUGGAAAUUUAUUGAAUUUAUACAAGAAUCUGGAACAGCUGAAAGUGUGAUGCAAGUUAAUUUACUUCAACCACCAAAUAUAGAUUUAGAUAAUGUUGAUAAUUUAUCAAUGAGACGAUGUUAUUUUGGAAAUUUAGUUUUAAAUAUUGGAAACAUUUCACUUUCUGUUACAACUAUUCCUAUAAAUGCAAUGUCAAAAAAAUUACAAAAAAUUAAACAGAAUUUUAAUAUAAGAUUAAUGAGUUUUGAAAAUGCUUCAAUAACAUUACCUCCAUUUGUACAAAGACAUACAUUUGAAACAAUAAGUUUCUUGGUAGAAUGUUUAAGAAAAUUUUAUAUGAAUGAAUUGUAUACACAAACAUUAAAUAUCAUUGUUUCACUAGAUGCUUUUGGGAAUCCUUUAGGUUUAGCUAUGGAUAUAAAAGAUAGUUUUCAAACAUUAAUUUUUGAAGGAAAUGUUAGCGGUUUUGUAAGUGGAUUUAGUUAUGGGGUAGCAAAUAGUUUUUCAAAAGUUAUUUCAUCUAUGGCAACAGGUGUUGGAGCAUUAAUUACUGACAAAGAGUAUGAAUUAAAAAGAAGAAAAGCUAUUAAAGUUAGUGAAAAUUCAAAUGAAAAAAAUCCUUUGACUCAUUUAUAUUCUGGUUUCAAAGGACUAGGUACAGGAGUAAUUGGGGGUGCAACAGCAAUUGUUGGAAAUACAAUGAAAGAAACACGAAGUAAAGGAUUAUUUGUUGGUUUAGUAAAAGGAGUAGGUACGGGUGUUGUAGAUACUGUAACAAAACCAGUUCAAGGUGUUUUUGAUUUCAUUGGUGGAACAGCUACAGCAAUGAAAGAAGUAGCUGGUAGUGGUCAUAUCAAAAAACAGUAUAUACCAACAAAAAGACUUCGGCCUUUUAGAGUUUGUAAUAAUCUUUAUGGAUUAUUACAACCAUACAGAAUAGAAUAUGCUAAAGCUCAACAAUUAAUAUCAUCAAAAUUAAAUAAUUCAUCUUCUAAUAGUAUUUUACUUGAAAUUGAAACAUAUCAUGAACAAAAGAUUGGUAAUGAAUGCAUUCAAUUAUGUGCAUUAAUUUGUUCUGACAAAACUUAUUUUCUUGAAAAGAAUAAUGGAAAUUAUACUAAAAUUAUUAAUAUUUUGGAUUUUAAAUAUCUUGUUUCUUAUCCUCCACUUAUUCCAGAAGAAUUAGAAAAAUUUGAUAAAACUAAAAAUCAUUCAGUUAUUAUUGCAUCAUUACAUGAUUCAAAAACUGAAAAAAUAAUUACCAUAAAAAUAAUGGUUUAUUCUUACGAAAAGGCUCAAAUUUUAUGUGAUAAAUUAAAUAGAGCAAAAGAAUUAUAUGAUCGCGCUUCAAAAAAUAUUUAA